Molecule: messenger RNA, 513 nt
Organism: Sitodiplosis mosellana (orange wheat blossom midge)
Lineage: Eukaryota; Metazoa; Arthropoda; Insecta; Diptera; Cecidomyiidae
Product: dermokine-like
Exons: 3
Coding region: 1-513 (170 amino acids)
Source: RefSeq, a predicted model, not a curated record
AUGAAAGUUUCAUGGGUAUUGAUUGGUGCUUUGGUUGCGGUGUCUGCAUAUGCCUUUGCUGAUGCAAACGCAUACGCCGACCCAGAUGCUGAACCAGAUUCAUCAGCACAACUGAGAUUGUUCGGAUCGAGGGGCUCGAGCUCGGGCUCAAGCUCUUCAUCGAACAAAGUGACCGUUAAGCGUUGCCGAUGCAGACGCAAGAAAUGCCCAACAACGAGGGCUAGCAGCUGCAGAUGUAAGAAGACCACAACUAGGUGUCCAAUAGUUUGCAAUUCAGGAUCAGGUGGCUCUAGCACCAGGUCCUCAUCUACAGGCGGCAAUACCGGAGGCAAUACCGGUAGAAGUACGAAAUCGUCCACCAGCCCGGGUUCAACGUCGAGCACGUCGAGCACGUCGAACUCGUUCAAAUCGACCACGCUAUCGACAUCAUCGACAGGAAGCACAGGCUCAACGAGAGGAAAUUCGGGAGGUGGUGGCGGUGGUGUAGUAACAUCAUCGACCUCUUCAACUUAA